This is a messenger RNA of Phaeoacremonium minimum UCRPA7, 3177 nucleotides long. Its product is annotated as putative importin-beta domain-containing protein. The transcript is spliced from 10 exons. Gene Ontology annotation, cellular component: cytosol; nuclear envelope. Gene Ontology annotation, biological process: protein import into nucleus. The record is from RefSeq and is a predicted model, not a curated record. NCBI's taxonomy places the organism in Eukaryota, Fungi, Ascomycota, Sordariomycetes, Togniniales, Togniniaceae. Bases 1 to 3177 code for a protein of 1058 amino acids. Gene Ontology annotation, molecular function: small GTPase binding.
AUGGAUGCCGCCAGCAUACGCAGUUGCAUUGUCGCAACUCUCGAUGCCGACGCCGAUGUCCGCAGGCGCGCAGAGCUCCAGCUCAAGCAGGCCGAAGAACAUGCAGGCUUCACCGACGUCCUCCUUGAAAUCCUGCAGAACGAGCCCGAAACAAACCUGCGGCUUUCGACUGUCAUUUACCUCAAAAACCGCGUCAACAAGGCAUGGACCAAGUCAGAACAAUACCCCAACGAGUCGGUGAUACCCGAGGACGAGAAGUCGAGAGUUCGAGACCGCCUCCUGCCCAUCUUGGCUGCUGCUCCCCCUUUGAUCCGCCAGCAGCUCAUCCCCAUCCUGCAGAGAAUUCUGCACUGGGACUUUCCUGAUAGAUGGCCGAGCUUCAUGGACUUUACUGUCCAGCUUCUCAACACAAAUGACCCACAAUCCGUCCUCGCCGGCUUGCAAUGUCUGCUCGCCAUCUGUCGCGCGUACCGAUUCAAGACUUCGGAUGGGGAUAACAGGACACACUUUGAUAAGAUCAUCGAGGCGAGCUUUCCCCGACUUCUGGCUGUCUGCAACGAGCUAGUUCAGCAGGAGAGCGAUGACGCCGGAGAAAUGCUGCACAUUGCUCUCAAGGCAUACAAACAUGCUACUUGGCUUGAUCUUUCCGCAUUCCUCCGAGACCAGCAGAACAAUAUUGGCUGGUGUUCCGUGUUCCUCCAGACCGUCUCAAAAACCAUCCCCGCGAGUGCCAUGCAGGAGGAGGAUCCCCCAGAGCGAGAAAGGCAUCACUGGUGGAAGGCCAAGAAGUGGGCUUACUUCAACCUGAAUCGCCUCUACAUCCGACACGGAAACCCACAAGCUAUCACCGGCAAGAACAACGAGCCAGAGAUGGCUUUUGCAAAACAUUUCUCCGCCAACAUUGCCCCAGAAAUUCUGAAGCACUACCUGGUUGAGAUCGAGAAAUGGGUUGGCAAGUCUAUUUGGCUGAGCAGACCGUGUCUUUCGUACACCAUAGUUUUCCUCGACGAGUGUGUACGGCCCAAGGAGAUGUGGGCGCACCUGAAGCCGCACAUGGCCAAUCUUGUCACCCACUUCAUCUUCCCCGUCCUUUGCCUGUCUGAAGAGGAUGUCGAGAAAUUCGAGGAUGAGCCUGAGGAGUAUCUGCACCGGAAACUAAACUUCUACGAGGAGGUGUCAGCACCUGACGUCUCAGCGACCAACUUCCUCGUCACAUUGACCAAGGCAAGGAGAAAACAGGUUUUUGAGAUCCUGCAAUUCAUCAAUACCGUGGUGAACGAGUACGAGCAAGCGCCAGAUGACAAGAAGAAUCACAUCGCCAAGGAAGGCGCUCUGCGAAUGAUAGGCACACUUGCGCCCGUCAUCCUUGGGAAGAAGUCGCCCAUCGCUGACCAGGUCGAGUAUUUCCUGGUCCGAUACGUUUUCCCCGACUUCACAAACCCCCAGGGUUUCCUCCGCGCUCGAGCUUGCGACACAAUCGAGAAGUUUGAGCAGCUUAAUUUCAAGGAGCAAAACAACCUGCUGACGAUCUACCGCCACAUCUUGGACUGCAUGGCAGAUCCAGCCCUGCCUGUUCGUGUAACAGCGGCACUGGCCCUUCAGCCACUGAUCCGCCACGACAUCAUUCGCACUAGCAUGCAGCAGAGUAUCCCGACGAUCAUGCAGCAACUCUUGAAACUGGCCAAUGAGGCCGAUAUUGACGCCCUCGCCAACGUUAUGGAGGACUUUGUUGAAGUCUUUGCGACCGAGCUGACGCCAUUCGCUGUUGCGCUUAGCGAGCAAUUGCGCGAUACCUACCUUAGAAUUGUUCGCGAGCUGUUGGAGAAGAACGAGAAGCGCGAUGGUGACGAUGAGUAUGGUGACUUCCUCGACGACAAGAGCAUCACCGCCCUUGGUGUUCUACAAACAAUCGGCACGUUGAUUUUGACGCUUGAGAGUACCCCUGACGUUUUGCUGCACAUUGAGGCUGUUUUGAUGCCUGUCAUUCAAGUCACUCUCGAGAACAAGCUUUACGAUUUGUAUAACGAAGUGUUUGAGAUCAUUGACAGCUGCACCUUCGCGGCUAAAGCGAUUUCACCAACCAUGUGGCAAGCCUUUGAGCUCAUCCACGCGACCUUCAAGUCUGGCGCUGAACUGUACCUUGAGGAUAUGCUUCCCGCUCUUGAUAACUUUGUGCAGUAUGGAUCUAGCCACCUCAUUCAGAAGCCAGAAUAUGUCGAGGCACUCUACUCGAUGGUAUCAGACAUGUUCACCGACUCCAAGGUUGGCGGUGUGGACAGGAUCUGCGCUUGUAAGCUGGCCGAAGCGAUGAUGCUUAGCUUGCCGAAUCACAUCGACCAGUGCGUCAACGGGUUCAUCAACAUGGCUAUGGGCGUGCUCAGCACCCAGGACGUCAAAAUCAAGUCCUACAAGAUUCAUCUGAUGGAGAUGGUUAUCAACUCCAUCUACUACAACCCUAUCCUAGCUCUGCAAAUCCUUGAAUCUAAGGGCUGGACAAAUAAGUUCUUCAGCUUGUGGUUUGGCAGCAUGGACUCUUUCACCAGAGUUCACGACAAGAAGCUUUGCAUUGUAGCCAUUGUUUCGCUUCUCGGCAUCAAUGCCGACCAGGUCCCGGCUAGUGUCUCUGUUGGUUGGCCUCGUCUGCUCCAGGGCAUCACCAUCCUGUUCAGGACGCUUCCUGCUGCGCUGAAGAACCGCGAAGAGGCAUUGAAGGACGACUUCCAACUUGAGGCAGGUAGCUAUGACUAUGAUGACGAUGAUGAGUGGGGUGAAGAUGAGUCCACCUGGAACGCCGAAGAGAACCCACAAGAAGAGGAGGAGCCCACAGAUGUCAAAGAUGAGAGCACAGCAUAUCUCGAGUUCUUGAACGAAGAGGCUCAAAAGUUUGGUCAUAUCAAUGAUCAGGAGUCUGACGAUGAGCUCGGCGAGCAUAGCGUGCUCUUGGAGUCUCCUUUGGAUAAGGUUGAGCCGUAUCAGACUUUCAGGGCGUCACUGAUGUCACUACAACGUGAUCAGCCUCAGUUCUACUCCUCGCUCGCCUCUCACCUUACCGCAGAGGAGCAGACCAUCAUUCAGUCGGUCAUCCAACAGGCGGAGGCGCAACAACUUGUUGCCCAGGCACAAGCACAGCAGGCUGCCGCUGGUGGUGCGCCGGCGGUCAAUGGAGGCGCCAGCUAG